This is a messenger RNA of Nicotiana attenuata, 1473 nucleotides long. Its product is annotated as putative clathrin assembly protein At1g25240. Gene Ontology annotation, biological process: vesicle budding from membrane; clathrin-dependent endocytosis; clathrin coat assembly. The coding region runs from base 225 to 1400 and encodes 391 amino acids. The record is from RefSeq and is a predicted model, not a curated record. The transcript has a single exon. Gene Ontology annotation, molecular function: 1-phosphatidylinositol binding; clathrin heavy chain binding; SNARE binding. Gene Ontology annotation, cellular component: clathrin-coated vesicle; clathrin-coated pit. NCBI's taxonomy places the organism in Eukaryota, Viridiplantae, Streptophyta, Magnoliopsida, Solanales, Solanaceae.
CCCUUUCUCAAAUCUGCAUUAACGCGGGAUAAUUCGUGCAUUGGUCAACCCUCCCUCCUAUACAUAUUGGAUAAAGCGAGUAAUAAUGUAAAAUAAAAAAUAAAAAAACAUGUAGAAUAAUUGAUUACCACCGCAAAAGCUUUACCAAAAAGAAAGAACAUCAACAACAAGAAAAAGAAGAAGAAAAAAAAAACAGGGGAAAACAGAGUAGAGGAAAUCAAAGAAUGAGGCUAUGGAGAAAGGUUUCCGGAUUGGUAAAAGAUCAAAAUAGCAUAUUCAUUGCUAGUUUAUCAAGAAGAACACCUCUCCGGAAUCCAGACAUCGAGGCUGCUGUUAUUAAAGCCACAAGCCACGAUGAAUUCUCCAUGAAUAUGAAGAACGUCGAUCGUGUUUUUCGUUGGUUACGUUUAUCAUCUUGUAAUCUCAAACCUUUAAUUUGGGCUAUCUCGAUUCGAAUAGAGAAAACUCGAAGUUGGGUUGUUGCCAUUAAAGUUUUAAUCUUAAUGCAUGGUCUUUAUAGCACUAGGCUUCCUUGUGUUCAAAGAAUUGGUAGAUUACCUUUUGAUCUUUCAAAUUUCGAAGAUGGUCAUUCAAGAAAACACGAAAUGCAUGGGAUUAACGCGUUUAUUCGCGCUUAUUUCGCGUUUCUUGAUCAGAAAUCGUCUCUCCUUUGCAUGGAAUUGCAUGAAAAGAGAAGCAACAACAACAUGAUGAUUAUGAUGCAUAAUCUUGACGUAGAAGAAAAAGAAAGUUAUUCUAUCGUUCAAGAUCUUGUUGUGGUACAAAAAUUGCAAUCUUUGCUUGAUGUGUUGCUUGAAAUUAAGCCGUUAUCGGAUUCUGCUAUUGUCCCUCUUGUUCUUGAAGCUAUGGAUUGUGUUAUGACAGAAAUUUUCGACGUGUAUAGUAGGAUUCGAAAUGGGAUUGCUCGAGUUUUAUCAAGAAUUAAUUUGUUUGGGAAAGUUGAAGCAACUAUGGCUCUAAAGAUCAUUAAGAAAGCAAAUAUUCAAGCAGAAGAGUUGUCUCUAUAUUUCGAGUUUAAUCGCGAUAUAGGGGUGAGAAAUGCUGAAGUUUGUCCAAUUGUAGAGCAAAUAUCAAACGAAGAUAUCACACAACUUGAGGAAAUUAUCAAUGGAGUUUCAGAUAAAGAACAAAAGAGUUAUGAAAUGGAUAGAGCAAUUGUGGUGCAUGAGAAUGUUGGAGAAAAAAAUGACUCAAAAAACAAUUUAAGGACAAUAAUUACUGAUCGUUGGGAGACAUUUGAUGAAGAAAAUGGUGGCUGUUCUGCUAUAGUAAAAUAUAUUCCAAGAACAAAUCCUUUUGAAGCCUCUUUGGUACCUACUAAUUCCACCAAUAAUUUACCUGUUAAACCUCAACAAUUACCAGAUUUAAUUAGCUUCUAGUACAUGGCUUCACCAAAUGCAAUGUGGAACAAAAGCUUAUAGUAUCAAACAAGAGAAAAGAGGCAUUAUGUUA